Molecule: messenger RNA, 1356 nt
Organism: Colletotrichum acutatum
Lineage: Eukaryota; Fungi; Ascomycota; Sordariomycetes; Glomerellales; Glomerellaceae
Product: L-Aspartase-like protein
Exons: 4
Coding region: 1-1356 (451 amino acids)
Molecular function (GO): catalytic activity
Source: RefSeq, a predicted model, not a curated record
AUGUCUGCCGCCACAGUCUUCGAUUCGACGCUCUUUGGCAACAUUUUCGGCACCGAGGAGGCUCGCCAAGCCUUCUCUGAAAGAUCUUAUGUUGCCAAUCUCAUCAAGGCCGAGUGCGCUCUGGCCGAGGCGGAAGAAGCUGAAGGCAUUGUGCCGGGUGGCACUGCUGCCAACAGAUGUCGAAAUGGGUUCCCGAAGAGACUUCUCGAACCUCAAGCUGGUUACAUUCACUGGGGUGCCACAACGCAGGACAUCAUGGACCUAGCGUCGGUACUCCAAAUGAAAACUGGUCUUGAAAUCGUCGAGCGCCUUCUGCGCAAAGUCACCUCCACCUUAGAGACAAUGUCCGCCGCCUACAGAGACGUACCCAUGGCCGGCAGAACGCAUCUGCAACAUGCCCUCCCAAUCACUUUCGGAUACAAAUGCGCAGUUUGGCUGGCUGGCUUCCGUAGACACGUGAAGCGUUUGGAACAGAUCAAGGAAAGCUGUUUGCUGGUUCAAUUUGGCGGUGCUGCUGGUACCCUUGCUUCUCUAGGCACAAGCGACAGUGGCAUUCGCGUGCGCAAGCGACUCGCAACUAUUCUUGGGUUGCAAGACCCCAUCAUCACUUGGCAUGUGGCGCGCGAUACUGUCGCUGAGAUCAUCAACUACCUUGCCCUGGUGGGCGGUAGUCUGGGCAAGAUUGCCCUCGACUUGAUCAUCAUGUCAUCAAACGAGCUGAAUGAGGUUGCCGAGCCUUACGUUCCUCAUCGUGGCGCCUCCUCGACCAUGCCUCAAAAGCGCAACCCCAUUUCCAGCGAGGUGAUACUCGCGCAAUCGAAGAUUGUGCGCUCACAAGCCGGCCUUGUCCUCGACGGUAUGGUCUCUGACUUCGAACGAGCGUCCGGACCAUGGCAUCUGGAGUGGGCUGCUAUACCGACAGCCUUUAUUUCGAUUGUUGGGUCUCUCUACCAAGCUGAAUUUGCCCUGUCAGGGUUGCAGGUCAACAAAGAUGCCAUGAUGGCUAAUCUCAAGUCAACAAGGGGCUUGAUCGUAGCAGAGGCUGUCAUGAUGGACCUAGCAAAGUACACCGGCCGCCAGGAAGCGCACGAGAUUGUUUACAAGGCGUGCGUCAAGGCACACGAGAACAGCAUGUCACUGCAAGAAGCGUUGGAAGAGUCAUCACAGGUGACGUCUCACCUUGCUUCGCCAGACCUCGCAAAAUUGUGCGAUCCUACAAGGUAUCUAGGGUGCUGUCAAUUGAUGCUGGAUGAGCUGUUGGGACAAAGAGGGGCCCAUGAUAAUGGAAACGGGAUGGACUUGAACGGCAACAAUGGGAUUGCGGAUACUAAUGGAAUCACCAACGGCAGCCAUUAA